AUGGCAAGUAGCUCUGCGAAUUUUUCAUCCAUUCCUCGGUUUCAAGGCAUACACAGGAAAAUCCAAGUUAUUGUAUUAAUACUGAUGAUGAGCCUUUAUUCAGCCUAUGGGGAGCAAACGAGAAAAAUAGAAAAGAGGUUUAGAGGCCAAGAUCACACAUUUCCCAAACCUGAAGGCAGAUCCAGCAAGGGUCAUGGAGGACACACAGGCGAAGAUGGAAGAACAGGAAAAGUACUCAUUGUCCAUGAAGUUGGACAAUACGCUGGCCAUGUAAUAUCAGAAGUAAAUGGAGGUGGACAUGGUGGAGGACAUGUUAUUGGUCACGGCGGACUUAGUGAUCACGGAGGAGGCCAUGGUAAGCUUGGAGGCAAUCAUGGGUGGUUAGGAGGUGGGCAUGGCAUUGGGAACGGUGGACAUGGAGGUCACGGAGGAGGCCAUGGUGGACUUGGAAGCUUUCACGGUUGGUUAGGAGGUGGACAUGGUGCUGGUCAUAGCGGAUAUGAAGAUCACGGAGGAGGCCAUGGUGAACAUGGCGCUGGUCAUGGUGGACAUGGAGGCCAUGGAGGAGGGCAUGGUGCACAUGGAGGAAAUAAUGGUGGAAAUGGAAGAAUAAUUAUUGUUCCGGUUGUUAAAACUGUUAAAGUUGUAAAACAUGUGCCUAUUGUGCAAAAUGUGCCAAUAGUACAGCAUAUUGCCGUUGUCGCGGGUAAGGGUGAGGGAAAUGCUGAUGGGGGACUCGGAAGUGGAAGAGGUAAAGGAACAUACGGAGGUGGAAAAGGAAAUGGUGUAAAUCAUUGGAAAUAA
Argiope bruennichi is the source of this 804-nucleotide messenger RNA. RefSeq lists its product as uncharacterized. NCBI's taxonomy places the organism in Eukaryota, Metazoa, Arthropoda, Arachnida, Araneae, Araneidae. The record is from RefSeq and is a predicted model, not a curated record. The transcript is spliced from 2 exons. The coding region runs from base 1 to 804 and encodes 267 amino acids.